Menidia menidia (Atlantic silverside) is the source of this 1257-nucleotide messenger RNA. The record is from the annotation of a GenBank genome assembly. NCBI's taxonomy places the organism in Eukaryota, Metazoa, Chordata, Actinopteri, Atheriniformes, Atherinopsidae.
AUGGACGGCUUUGGGCCAGACGAGGCGGGAGUUGGCGGAAUCGCGGAGGAAAAGUAUCGCGCCCUGGCGUACGACACCGCGCUCAGCACCCUGCUGGCCGUGGCCCUGUACGUGCUGGUCAAAGUCAGCCUGGACGGCUUCAGGCAGUGGCGGGCCAGGGUCUCGGUGCUCGUCGUGGGGUCGGGACCCGUGGGGCUGACCGCCGCGCUGGUCGCUGUCCGCUCCGGGAAGGUGCUGAAGCUGACCGUGCUGGACGAGAGGUACCGGACCGCCAUGCUGUGCCGGCCGCAGCAGAUCGCGCUGGACCCCCGGAGUGUGAAGUUUCUCCUGGGACUCGGGGUGGACUUCGAUAACAUGGAGGGCUGCUGGCACAACGAGCACUUCUUCACCAGGAUAGGCGUGUUCCAGGAGUACCUGCUCAGCAUCCUGGAGCAGAACAAACACAAGGUGGACGUCAAAGUCCAGCUGGGUACAAAGUUCACAGAGGAAUAUCUUCAGCGGAUUCCGCGCAGCAAGUGGCCACGUGUGAUUGUGGUGGCUGAUGGGUCAUGUGGUGACUCCUGCUCCGUGCUGGGAAUCAGCUCAGAUUAUACUGUGGAAUCCUGCCAUGCCUAUGGAGCUAACGCCACCAUAGAGAGAUUAGACCAAAGACAGGUGCCUACGCCUGAGAUCCGUGCUCACAGCCUCUACUUUGACCUGUCUGCUUAUGGAAUGGAAGCGCUCCGAGAGAACAGGAACACAACAGUCAAGCCUGGCUUCCACCUGAAGAUAUAUGGCACCUUCAGAAAUCGCUGCAUGGCCCUCGUCUGUCCCGCCUCUGACACCAAGACUGUUCGCUUCCUCAGGCAGACUCCAAACUCCUCGAUCAUGAAGAACAUUUUCCACCAAUCCUUCAAUGCCUACAAGACGGACAUAGAACCUCGCCUCAGUGAUGUGACUCUCCACCAGAUGCAGUGCAGCCGGCGUCUCUUUGAGAUCCAGCUGUCACACAGACGCAUCAGUGCAGCCUUUAUAGAGGGGGACAAUGUCGCGGUCAUUGUGGAGGGGGAGGCAGCACGUGUCCUCAAUUUUGACACGGGUUUUGGAGUUAAUCUUGGUAUGCGUGGCUUGGAGUCAGUAGGGGCCUUCAUUUACCAGACAGCUACUGCUGUAGACCAGAAUGAUAUUCUAGAAGCACUGUCAGCCAAGAUGCAGCACUCCAGACAGCUGGCAGAAACCUUCAAGCGGACCGGUCUUGCUGAGUCAAUGUAUGACUGA